AGGUAGGCGCUGGACGUAAACGUAACGGCGGGUGGGAAGCCGGAGGGACGGUCGCCAUGAACCGGAAUGUGGCGGUAGUGGGAGACACCUUGCCUGACAAGCUUGACAUGUCUCUAGAUGACAUAAUUAAACUGAAUAAACAGCAGCGGAAUGUAAAGAAAGCUCUGCCACUGAAGGGAAGGCAGGCAUUAAAUGGAUCUCUCCAUUUCAAGAUGCAACAGAAAAGAUCAAGUAGUUGGCGUGGAAUCCCACAGAGAUUUGGAACAGCUGCGAACAGACAAGGACCAGUGGGUAAGAGGAGAGGUUCUGGACCGUGGAGGAGGCGGUUUCAGGGUGUAAUAACUGGCCUGGCAGCAAGAAAAGCUUUAAUGCUACGGAAGUGGACCGGCCCACUCAACAGAUCGCCCCUAAGUCAUAAGCAGGCUGGACAGAGGUCAAGGGCUCCGCUCCAGAGCAGCACACCAGUAAUGAGGCAGAAUGAAGGACAGUGGAGAUACAUGCCAACUCUGAUGCAUUCGAUGCAGCUAAAGAGGAGGAAUCCAGUGCAAAAUAAUUCCUUCAGGACUCCAGCAAAGAUGCAGCAAAACAAAGAAGUGCGACAGGCAACAUUUCUUUUCAAAAGAGGCCUAAAGGUGCAUAUGCAAACUGAACAAGGGGUGAAAGGAGGAGCUACUAAGAAAAGGACACAACCGUGGUUAGCCAAUUCUGGUGCUGCUACAUUUGACCAAGGUCGCAUUCCCAUUAGCAGCGGAGGAAUUUUGACUGUGUCCAUUCAGAACCCAUCUGCCAAAAAUACAGAUUCCCAACAGUUCAGAAUUAGACGUCCCCCUUUGAUACCAUUUGCAGUAAAAAAGGAGAUUGAUGAAAAGAGAGAGCCACCAAGAGGAGUGCCUCUGGAGUUUGAUAUCAACAGUGUUGGAAGACAGACUGGCAUCACCUUAAAUGAACGAUUUGCAAUUCUCAAGGAGCGGCGAACAGCAGAGACACCAAGCAAAGGAGGACGCUUUGUGACUGUGGGAUAGAUGAGCUAAAUGACAUUUCAUCUGACAGAAUUGUUGGGAAGUUGUUCACAGGCACUCUGGAGUGAUUUGCUGUCACAAACUGACACUACACAUAUAAGCAGAUCUGCUUGGCUGUACUUUAAGGAUAAUUGUACAGUAACCAUACAGAAGAACGGCUGACAUUCCGAUUAUGUUUUAAAGUUUUGUUUUUGCCUGGGGAACAGUAGUUGGAGGAGAUGAUAUCGAACAAACUGUUUAAAUUGUCUCAUUGCAAAGACUGAACUUUGUUAAUUUCAAGAAACAAUUCACUAGGUGAAGAGAAUAUCUAAAUCCAGCACAGUUGACUUAAAAUUCAGUAUUUUUGAAGACUUGUUGAAGUUUCAAUCUAAUUUUUUUUAUUAAAAGUUUACCAGUUUCACAGUUUUGUAAGAAGGAUUAUGUCUAUUGAAUAGUGAUAUCUCAUCAAAAAAAAUCCAGAGGCACUUUUUCUUAAUUGGUGAUUGGAAAUAUUUUCAACUCUUGCCAGGCCAAGUAGCCCUAAAGCACCAUAAGAAUUCUCAGAGGUGGCUGCAGAAAACUUCCUGACUUAAAAUGCAGCUUUAUAAAAGAUUGUAGUCGUUAUUUCCUUAAUGUUGGCAAUGAUGCAAAGUUGUAUUGGCUGAGAAAUUGAGGUACAACGUUUGAAAAUCAGUCAUGGGAAGGCAUUUCAUUUCCUUGAAGGUGUUUAUGCACCAACUAAUCGAGCACUAUUUUCGGGUAUUUUGUAUUAAAUCUCAAUAACAAAGAUUGGAACAUUUUAGUGAAGCUCUCUUACUGAGAUGUUUAGAUGCUUUAACUACAUUUUUAAUAACGAGUACAGUGUUUAAAAGGUUUCAUUUGUUUCUCUUGUAAAACAGUAAGUGUCAUGGCUUGGGAAGUUUGAUCAGAGCAUGUCUGUUUUAAAAAUGGACUAGCUGUUAUCAUAUGUCUCAGCCAUUCUUUUAAGAAUUUAAAAUCCUCUGCCAUAUGCCAUAUUACGUGAGCGGCAUGAGUGUAAUUUUGCUUAUAUAACUUGUACUGUUUUGCAUUAAAAAUAGGUUGAAAAUCCA
Molecule: messenger RNA, 2089 nt
Organism: Carcharodon carcharias (great white shark)
Lineage: Eukaryota; Metazoa; Chordata; Chondrichthyes; Lamniformes; Lamnidae
Product: UAP56-interacting factor-like
Exons: 10
Coding region: 57-1022 (321 amino acids)
Biological process (GO): mRNA export from nucleus
Molecular function (GO): mRNA binding
Source: RefSeq, a predicted model, not a curated record